Messenger RNA from Glycine soja, 1620 nucleotides. RefSeq names its product protein ALP1-like. The record is from RefSeq and is a predicted model, not a curated record. The transcript is spliced from 5 exons. Lineage: Eukaryota; Viridiplantae; Streptophyta; Magnoliopsida; Fabales; Fabaceae. The coding region runs from base 272 to 1384 and encodes 370 amino acids.
CUUCCACUAUCAGCCACUCACUCACGCAUCAAAGCUCUCUUCCGCUUUUCCCCUCUCAGCCACUCUCUCUUCCCCUCUCAGCCACUCUGUCACGCUCUUCCCCUCUCAGCCACUCUCUCACGUUCUUCCCCUCUCAGCCACACUCUCUUCCCCUCUCAAUCACUCUCUCACGUUCUUAUCCUCUCUGCCACUCUCUCACACUGUAGACGCAAAGAUCUAUUCAACCUCUCUGGAUGCCUACUGGAACCUGCAACUUUUGGAUUGAGAAGAAAUGGAUCCUAGCAUAGUUGACACUGCAAUGACUUCAAGAAAACGUAAAAGAGAAGAGUAUAAGAAGAUAAUCUUAUUAGCUGCUGCUUGUGUUGUUCAUAUGGUCAUUGGUGUAGUGACAUGGUAUCAUAAUAAUUAUUUUGUUAAGGAACCAACCCGUAAUUGGGAACUAGAACGUCACAGCUUCCUUAAUCGUCUUUAUAGAGGAACAAAUAAAGAUUGCAUUGAACAAUUGAGGCUUAGUAAAAAUGCAUUUUUUAACCUUUGUAGAAUUUUACAAGAAAAAGGUGGAUUAGUAAGAACAAGAAAUGUUCCAACAACUGAAGCAGUAGCAAUGUUUUUACAUAUCCUUGCUCACAACCUAAAGUAUAGGGUAGUGCAAUUUAGUUAUUGUAGAUCUAAAGAAACCAUAAGCAGGCAAUUCAAUGAUGUCUUGAGAGCGGUAAUGAAAGUGAGCAAAGACUAUUUGAAUUUUCAACCCUGUACUUUAGAAGGUGCGGAAGCAAACAAGUGGAGAUGGUUUGAGAGAUGUAUUGGAGCACUUGAUGGGACUCAUAUUCCAGUUACAGUUUCUCCUGAUGAGAGACCUAGAUAUCAUAAUAGAAAGGGUGAUGUCUCUACAAAUGUGUUAGCUGCUUGUGGUCCAGAUUUAAGGUUUAUUUAUGUGUUACCUGGGUGGGAAGGGUCUGCAGGAGAUUCUCGAGUAUUACGAGAUGCAUUACGUCGUCAAAACAAACUUGAAAUUCCAACUGGUAAGUAUUUUCUUGUGGAUGCGGGAUAUACCAAUGGUUCGGGAUUUUUAGCACCAUAUCGAGGGACUAGAUAUCAUCUCAAUGAAUGGAUUGUAAACACCCCUCAAAGUUACAAGGAGUUAUUUAAUCUUCGUCAUGCAAGUGCCCGAAAUGCAAUAGAAAGGUCAUUUGGGAUCUUGAAAAAAAGAUGGAGUAUAUUAAGAACGCCUUCAUUUUUUGAUCUAAAGACACAAAUAAGAAUUAUCAAUGCUUGUUUUGUGUUACACAAUUUCAUAAGAGACGAACAACAAACUGAUCAACUUUUAGAAGUUCAAGACUUAGAAUUCUUAUCUGUUGUUGAUGAAGAGUUAGUCCAUCAAUGAAGGGAAGGAGUUCAAAAUAAUGUCAUAGAUGAUAUCACAACUAUUCAGGCCACCGAGGAAUGGACAAGAUUUCGAGAUACAUUAGCUAUGAAUAUGUUUGCUAACCAUCAAGUUAGGAGAAACUUUGCUUAGGGACAAUUUUUUUUAAAUGUAAUUUGCUAUUGCAGACAAACUUUGUGUGCUUUGUUACUAUUGUACUUUUCGAUUGAAGAUAGACUUUUAUGUACUUUGCUAUU